Molecule: messenger RNA, 1294 nt
Organism: Stegastes partitus (bicolor damselfish)
Lineage: Eukaryota; Metazoa; Chordata; Actinopteri; Pomacentridae
Product: beta-2 adrenergic receptor
Exons: 1
Coding region: 1-1056 (351 amino acids)
Biological process (GO): G protein-coupled receptor signaling pathway
Cellular component (GO): membrane
Molecular function (GO): trace-amine receptor activity
Source: RefSeq, a predicted model, not a curated record
AUGAUUGAAACCAGCACACCGACUAUGCUGGACAGAACUGAACCAGCGCACUGCACUGUGUGCUGCUGCACUCUGGCCAACAAAAUCCUCAUGGUAGUCUUCAUGGUGCUUCUGAUCUUCGCCAUCUUGUUUGGGAACUUAGUGACUCUGGCUGUGGUGCUGGGAACCAAACACUUCCACACUCCGCAGGGCUACCUGAAGGCGUCCCUCGCUGUGGCUGAUCUGGUCGUGGGGAUGUUUGUGGUGCCGCUGUCCGUCUACGCUGAGGUCUACCUCAUGGUGACCGACUCGGCACCAGAGUGGACUUUCUACAACUCACAGUCGGUGAGUUUCCACCCAUGUAACGUCAUCGGCCCAGUCUUUGGCGGGUGCACCUUCGUCUCCAUCACAACGAUUUUCCUGCUGACGAUCGAGCGGAGCAUCGCCGUGCUGAGGCCGCUGCACAAGGACUCUGUGAUUACUCGUAAAAGGACCACCAUCCUCAUUGUCCUCUCCUGGGUGGGGAGUUUCUUCUUGGCUGUGUCUCCAAUGGUUUUCAGCAGUGAGAUCGCUCUGGAGUAUAACUCCUGCAGCCGGAUGUGUAACUACGCUCUGGGAGCCAUCGGCGAGUUCCCCAGCCAGGCCUGGAACAUCCUUCUCCUCUUUCCUGCGUUUGAUUUCACCCUCCUUGGUGGCACUGUGGUCAUAAACAUCAUCUCUCUUUCCAGUAUCAGACAGCACUCAAGACGGAGGAAACACUUGGCUGAGUGCGAAUGCCAAAACACCUCCAAACCGACAUUCUCAGACAUUAAAGCAGCCAAGACGAUUGGUACGCUAACGGUGGCCUUCACCGCAUCAUUCACCCCUAUCGCCGUCUUUGUUGUUGGAAACGUUUUGGGGAAUAAGUGGUGCAACUUUUCUUUCUUCGCCUUUUGGAUUUUGGCUUCCAACAGUUGCUGGAAUGUCAUAAUUUACAGUGUGAGGGAUCAGAAGUUCAGGAUUUGUGCGCACAAACUCCUUAUGCCUCCGGUGAAAAAACACAACCAAAACAUGAAAACAGCAGUGACCAAAGACUAACGACUAAACCUAACAGGUCUGCAUCAUUUAGAUGUCUGUUUGUCGCACAAACUCUUUGUUCAACGCAUUGUGAGUCUCAUCAAGAGACGUGUCUGCAUGUCUUGUGGAUUUGCCGUCGUGAAAUUACUUUGUUUUUUACAUCGAUAAGAAGCAUGGAAUGUUCUCGGAUCACAAACGUUGAAUUGAAACGUCCCUGUUUGUGGGACUUUAUCUUGUUCUGUGUAAUGUUAAAUAAUUG